AUGCAUUCCUACAUUCGCCCGAAUCAAUGGGUGGCGCUGAAGCUGCCUUCAGAUCAGCUGAAGCUCGUUCAAGUUAUCCCUGAUAUCGUCAUCAAUUUAGGCAGAUUCGGCACCUUUGCCGCCAACCAGAUCCUCGGACGGCCGUUAUACUUCACAUUUGAAAUUUUGGACUCGCGCGAUGAGACCGGUCACCAAUUGCGUGUUCUAUCGGCGACCGAGCUGCACGCAGAAACACUCAUCGCCGAUGGGGAAGGAGACGUGGAACCCGAAGACCUGGACACUGGUGAAAAUGGAGCGCCAAUGCGGACGAACCGUGAAAUCAUCGACAUGAACUCGUCCCAAAAAUUGACACUGGAGGAGAUCGAGGAGUUGAAAAAGGAGUCUGGUGGCGCAGGAAGAGACAUCGUCGCAAAGCUUUUAGAGUCGCAUAGCGCGAUUGACCAAAAGACCGCAUUCUCGCUCGCCAAGUACACUUUGCGCAAGCGCAAGAAGUACAUGAAGCGUUUUACCGUGCUCCCACUAGACGUGGGUAUGCUCGCCAAUUACCUGAUGGAAGAACGGGAUGCGCAAAAGACCAUGGAACUGCGCGAUGAGCACAUUGGACUCAUCGGGUGCUGGGGGAAUGUUCACCACAGCGGCAACCUCGAAGUUGCCGAGGGUGUCAAGCCUCAUGGCCGCUAUGCGGUCGUGGAUGAGACCGCCGGACUCGUGGUGGCUGCGAUGGCGGAGCGCAUGGGAAUUCUUUAUCCUCACGACGCCGAAGAGGCAGAGGAGCAACCAGAUGUCUCUGCAGAGACUACGACCGAGACACAGGACGAAAAUGCUCCAAAGACCCGGCGCAUACGACCUCAACAGUCAUCUGCGACUACCAAUACCAUUACCGUGAUGCACGCUUACGCCCAGCCCAACCUGUCGCUCUUGAAAUAUUUCGGUUACGAUUCCAACAACCCCGAUGAAUCUCACCCUCUUUACACUCACCUCAAAUCAGUUUCUUGGAUGCAGCUGCUUGAGCCCAACUCCGAUCCUAUCUACGCCAAUGAGCCGCCUGCGCUUCCAGCUGAGGAACUGGCCGAGAUGAAACAGAGUAAACGCACAACAUACUACCACAAGCGCAAUCGCUGGCAGAAGGUCAAAUCAGUCGUGGACGAAUCUCGGGCCGGUGAUUUCGACGGCCUGGUCAUGGCCACUCUGUUGGAACCAUCAAGUGUCUUGAAGACCAUGGUUCCACUUCUCGCAGGAUCAGCUCCUGUUGUCAUUUACUCGCCGAAUGUCGAGCCUCUCGUCGAACUCAUGGAUAUGUACUCCGUUUCACGACGAACGGCCUUCAUCGAGAAGAAGCGAGAGCUAGAGUCAAAAGGAGAGGCUGCCGAUCUUUCCGCUCUCUAUGAAGAGUUCGUGGUUGACCCGACAAUUCUCCUGCCUCCUACUUUGCAGUCGUCGAGGGUGCGUCCUUGGCAGGUUUUGCCCGGUCGAACUCACCCAAUGAUGACUGGACGCGGUGGUGCGGAGGGAUACAUCUUCCACGGUAUUCGUGUGUUCCCCAGUACGCAGACGAUCCAAGCCGCCGGCAAUCUCCGUCAUAAGCGACGAAAGGUGGAGCCAAAAUCGACGCCGGCAAGUGAUCGAGAUGUCGAGAUGACGUCCCAGUGA
Molecule: messenger RNA, 1650 nt
Organism: Penicillium olsonii
Lineage: Eukaryota; Fungi; Ascomycota; Eurotiomycetes; Eurotiales; Aspergillaceae
Source: the annotation of a GenBank genome assembly